Molecule: messenger RNA, 3720 nt
Organism: Lingula anatina
Lineage: Eukaryota; Metazoa; Brachiopoda; Lingulata; Lingulida; Lingulidae
Product: ceramide kinase
Biological process (GO): ceramide metabolic process; phosphorylation
Molecular function (GO): ceramide kinase activity
Source: RefSeq, a predicted model, not a curated record
ACAAAUAAGUUCAGUCCAGCAGGAAAUGGAAGCAGCUGAUAAUGUCUUGUUGAAAACUGUGCUAAUACACAACAAAAAGAACUGUCUAGUUACUUUAUUUUCAACUCAUAUUUGUUGGGGAUUAAUGUCUUGUGGAGCAGAUGCCAUUGGACAAUAUUUAGAACCGUUUUACUACCAAAGACAUGAGUCAGUCCCAAUUCAAGAAAUCAUUGCCAUAACCCCUGAGAAAAUCCAGCACGCCCAGGAAAAGAAACAAAAUGCCUCUUUGGGUAUCGAGUUGAUCAGCCUCGAGACACGCUCUUUCUGCCUCCAUGUUGUGAAGAGAGUUGGUGGACAUAGAUGGAGGGUGAGGAAGGUGAUAUUUGACUGCCCUGAUGGCCAGGCUUGUGGAGACUGGAUAGAUGCUGUACAGAGCAGGCUGAACAGUAAAGAAUAUGGCCGUCCUAAGCACCUGCUCACUUUUAUCAAUCCAUUUGGUGGCAAAAGGAAGGCAGUGAAGAUUUAUGAAGAAAAGAUUGAACCAUUGUUUUACUUAGCAGGGAUAGCCAGUGAAGUCAUAGUGACUGAGAGAGCCAACCAUGCUCAUGAUUAUAUAUUGGAAGAGGAUUUAAGACAUUAUGAUGGCAUAAUCUGUGUAGGUGGUGACGGCAUGUUUGCUGAGCUCCUGAAUGGUCUGCUACGACGGACCCAACAGGAUGCUGGGAUACACGACGCAAAUCAGGAAACAAAACUAGUUAAUCCUAGGCUCAAACUUGGAGUCAUUCCAGGAGGAUCAACAGAUGCAGUUGUCUAUACUACCUGUGGUAUAAAUGACCCUGUCACGUCAGCCUUGCAUAUUAUCAUAGGAGAAACUGUCGGUGUAGAUGUUUGCAGCAUACACCAGGAGAACCAGAUAUUGCGCUACUGUGUGUCCAUGCUGGCUUAUGGUUACUUUGGUGACGUACUGAUUGAUAGCGAGAAACACAGGUGGAUGGGACCAAAAAGAUAUGACUGGAGUGGCUUUAAGCGGUGGUGCAAGAAAUUUGUGUAUGAGGCAGAGAUAUCUUACCUGGAGUGUCCUGACACCAGGCAUCACCCUAGAGAUGGGUCCAGAUGCUUUGCAGGUUGUGAAAUUUGCAAUUCCAUACAACACUCAGAAGGAGAGAGCCUUUAUUCUGAUGACAAAUGGCAAACUUUCCAAGGACGCUUCAUCAGCUUCCAGUCCAUCACAAUGCCAUGUCGCUGCGAUCUUAGUCCCAAUGGCGUGUCCCCCUCCCAGCACCUUAGCAAUGGCUAUACUGAUCUUAUCAUUGCCAAAGAAUGUUCACAGGUGGAUUUUCUCAGACACAUGUGGAGAGUCAAGAGUAAAACAACAGACCAGUUCGACUUUGAUUUUGUGGAGGUUCAUAGGGUAAAAGCAUUUAAAUUCCGACCAAUCCUAGAAGAUGGAGAAGAUGAAGAAAAUGAUGAUUCAAAUGGGCGGCAGCGUCUACGAACAAGACAACUUCGCGCUAGUUCUUGGAAUUGUGAUGGAGAGGUUUUAACAGAAGGUUUUAUUGACGUCAAGGUACACCACCAGCUCAUAAAGCUCUUUGCUCGGAAUAUCGAAGAUGAAAGGCAGCUGAAAACAGACUUCUGUGAGACCAGCUGUUAUAGUUGCAGUGCUAGGAGAUAAUGUGCUGGGUGGGACUGCAAUGUGUUAGUUGUGACUCCCAUUGUGCCAGUUGUAUGACUGCAAUGUGAUAGUUGUGACUCCCAUUGCGUCAGUUGUUUGUAUAAAUGCAAUGUGUUAGUUGUGACUUCCAUUGUGUCAGUUGUAUGACAUGCAAUGUGGCCACAACUCUCAUUACACAGAGUUUAACAAGAAAGAGGAAUUUGAGAAUUGUCUCGUACAAUGCUUUCCUUGCACCAGGUGUUCAUGAAGUUGACAGCAUAUGCUACCAAAUAUGUUCAUUGUUAUUGCAGUAAAUGUGAGAGAUGCUGUUGGAAGGCAUUCACGUUUGACCAGUUUCUUACAUUUAAACUUUUGAAGAUUUCAUCUUUUCAUUGACAUAUUUUGUUGAUAAAUUGAUGGAUAGUAAAGUGGAUUAUUACAGUAUAAUUAUAGAGUAGCUAUCAUGCUCUUUUAGUGGUAGACUUAAGAUAUGUUCUUAAUUUAUAGUUAAAUUGUUACAUUGUUAUGUAUUUUAGUAAAUAACUGGUAUACAUGGUUUAUCCAAAGAUGACACUGCUGUUGUAGUGCUUUAAUUGACCAAAACUAAGAAAGCUCAAACAAUCUACCUAACUUCCAAGCUCUGUAUAAUCAUCAACAUAGUUUUAGAAAAUAAUAUAAUAGCUUUGGGUACAAUCAUGGGCAGCUUUAAAUGCUACAAUGUUAAACAGCUAAUAAGUAUAUGUAUCCAGUAUAAGUGUUGAUCCCUCCAAAUGUUAAAAGAAACCUGGCAAUGUUUUAUUAUUUAUUUAUUUUCUUAAUAAAAUUAUAUGUACCUGAACAUUUGACAACUUUUGCCCAUUGUAAUUAUAUUGGAGGGAUGUCAUGCAGGUGUUAUAUCUAUGGUGGAAUAUUUACAGAGUAAGUGGCAAAGUGCAAUGAGGUAUAGUGUUAUAAUUUAUAAAGUCUAUGUAUCUGAUAUUGGCAACAUUUUGGUCAUUGUUAUAUGUUAAACAUGCUAUCUGUUAUGAUUAGAUUUUGUGCAAGUUUAAUCUUUGCUAGGUGAAUGGAGUGAGAAGCUUGGUACAAGUUAACAUAAUGCUGCAAAUAUCUUUUUAUUUAUCUGCUGAAAGGGGAAGAUAUUUUUGAAUCAUUACUUUUUGACAAUUUAUAAGUAGUUUGGUGAAUAAAAUGUAUUAAAUUUUGACAAAAUAUAUGCUUAAUAUCUGUAAUUUUCAGAGCAAAUGCUUAAUAUUUACGGUGUAAAUUGUCCAAAACGGCUGACUAUUCAGUUUAAGUCUUUAUAUUAUUGUUGAAAUUCUUUCAUAUGACUGUACAAUAACUGUCCCAUAUUGCUUACCCAGCUCAGUCCAUAAAUGUGACAAUAUUUAAGCACGGUAACAGUGGUACAUAUGUAUGUGUGCAUACACUUUCCCACAUGGUCAUACUGUACUAAAUUAUAAUAAGAGUGUUAUGCUGGAUAAUGUUGUUUUUCAGUUUUUGUAUACUGGUCAGUUUAGGACAGUAUGUUUAUAAUACAAUAUGUCUGGAAAUUGAUGUACAAGUCGAUGGGUUGUUUUUGCGUUACAUCAUUUUUAUCAUGAAAAAAAUGAUAAUAGUUACUAAUCUUAACUGCUUACCUAAGAUUUAAAUGGUUAUUUUAAACCUUUUUUUCAGAUUAAGAUUACGCUUAUAGCAGUAGAUUUAUUGUAUUAUAGUAAUCAAAAAGAAUAUUUACUAGAUGUUAUUUUUGUAAUUCACAGUUGAUAAACCUUUUGCUAUGGUUUCCUUACAUCACUUUAGAAUAUUAAGAGUUCCACUUAGACAGCUGUGAUAUAUGCUGCUGUUGUCAUUGUUAUUGGUUCGAAGUACAUGGAUACACAGGGGCAUACCUUUUCUUUUGCAGUGUAUAAUUUUUCGUUUAUCACAAAUUUAAUAAGGGUAUCUGUGAAGACAAUUGUUUCAGAAAAUGUAAAAAGAAAUAAGGCUGGAUAUAGAAUUACAUCAAUUUGAAUUUUAUUCAUUGAACAAAUAAAAAAUGUUACAUGUUAAAAUUCAAUGACAUUUUUUGCUUUUUGUCAACAUUCUUU